Messenger RNA from Nicotiana tabacum (common tobacco), 1684 nucleotides. RefSeq lists its product as uncharacterized. Gene Ontology annotation, cellular component: plasma membrane. The record is from RefSeq and is a predicted model, not a curated record. NCBI's taxonomy places the organism in Eukaryota, Viridiplantae, Streptophyta, Magnoliopsida, Solanales, Solanaceae.
GUCUCAAGAAGCACAGAAAAGUUAACUAAUACUCCUAUAAGUUAACUUGAUUUCUUUUAAGGUAUUGUAAAAAAUCUAUAGAGGGAGAUGGAAAUGGAGAAGAGACUCAAUGAACCUGCUUUUACAUUGAACUUGAAGACAUUGAAAGUGGAGAAUCCCUUCGAGUUAGGGGGGCAUGUCGUAAGAAAGACAAUCAUACUUCCAAGAAAAAGAGUUCAGAGAAAUUACAAAGAGAUGAUUGGAUAGAAAGGAAGAGGAAUACACUAAUGAUUGUGGCUUCGCUAAUUGCAACCAUGGCUUUUCAAGCUGGUCUCAACCCUGCUAGUGGUGUUUGGCAAGAUGAUUUACCAGGUAUUAAUGUAUCACCUCAACAUACAGUAAGCUCUUCAGUGACGACAGAUAAUUAUCCAGCAGGUCAUGAAGCAAAACAUACAGCAGGUUCAUCAGUGAUGGCAGAUAAAUACCCAAUUGGUUAUCAACGAUAUCUAAUCGCAAACACAAUUGGGUUUAUGGCAUCAAUGAGCGUCAUAUUACUGUUGAUCAGUGGCUUACCUUUAAGGAAGAAAGGAUUAAUGUGGAUAUUGAUGUUUAUCAUGUGGAUCGCCAUUUCUGCAACCGCAUACACUUAUGGUAUGUCUAUCUCUGUCUUUACACCAGAAAGCCAAGAGGAACAACUCGCCAAUGUGUUAGCAAUCUCAGUUUUCAUAUGGAUAGGACUCAUGGCCCUCCUCUUCCUUAUCCAUACAAUACGCUUGAUGGCCAAGGCUGUUAGAAAGCUGAGAUAAUCUGCCGUCAACAAAAGUUAAAGAUUUCCAGCAUAUAUAUAUAUAUAUAUACUAGUGUACUAGCUACUGUUUAGUUGGAGGGGAGCCUCAGAAGAAACAAUAAAGAGAGGUCGAGCCGUGAAAAUAGCCACAAAUGUUUGCAUUAAGUAGGGUAGACUAUCUAUAUCACAUCUCUUGGGGUGCGACUCAUUCCCGAGCCAUGCGUGAACGCGAGAUGCAUUGUGCACCCACGAGCUGCCCUUUACUAGUUACUGUUUAGUUAACAACUAGCAAAACUCUUUAUCUCAUGGUUGUAUUAGUAGUCUUACAAUCUAGUACUUUAAUUUAAAAUAUUUUAAGUUUCAGACCUUCUUGAAAACUAAUACUUCAUUUAAGUUAUAAUACACGAAUACAGCUUGAAGAUUUUUUAUAUCAUUACGGUAAACACAUAAUCAUCAUGUCAUACUAUAUUAUAAGUGUGAACCUCCAAAGUCAAAAGUGAAUUACUAAAAUAUCCUACAAAAAUUGAAAGAUCAUUGUAUCCUUUCCUUGAAUGCUACUUUUAUGUUAUCUUUCAAUUCCUAUAUAAAACUAUACUACUUUACAGCUUUUCAAUUCCUAAUUAGAAUUAUUUAUCUUCUCUCUUUCACUGGUCACCAUCUCCUACGUACAGAAAUCUACAAAUGUCAAAUAAGGUAUAUCUUUUUCUUUCAUGUUACUUUUUAUAAGUUUUUUGCUAAUGCCAUACCUUUCUCUUCUUUCGUUCCUUCCAACUAUUUCUUUGUAUAGGGUAGUUGGAUUAUGUUUUGAAAUUCUAAUGUAGUUGUCAAAUCCGAACAAUAUUUAUGAUACUAAAAACUAGAAGGUGGACAAAAUUUUUAGGACCGAAUUAGCUAGGAUAGAAUAUUAAUUAAUUCUUA